This is a messenger RNA of Equus quagga, 821 nucleotides long. RefSeq names its product ureidoimidazoline (2-oxo-4-hydroxy-4-carboxy-5-) decarboxylase (gene URAD). Lineage: Eukaryota; Metazoa; Chordata; Mammalia; Perissodactyla; Equidae. Bases 1 to 660 code for a protein of 219 amino acids. Gene Ontology annotation, biological process: allantoin metabolic process. The record is from RefSeq and is a predicted model, not a curated record. The transcript is spliced from 2 exons. Gene Ontology annotation, molecular function: carboxy-lyase activity.
AUGGACAUGGAGAAGGUCAACUCUAUGGACUUCGGGGAGUUUGUGGAUGUGUUCGGGAACGUCGUGGAGAGAUGUCCUCUGAUUGCAGCCGCCAUUUGGUCCCAGCGCCCGUUCUCUGACUUGGAAGAUUUAGAGAAGCACUUUUUUGCGUUUAUUGAUGCUCUUCCACAGUCAGGCCAAGAGGGCAUCCUGCGCUGCCACCCGGACCUGGCGGGCCGCGAGCUGCAGCGGGGCACGCUCACCGCCGAGUCGCAGCGGGAACAGAGCGGCGCGGGCCUGACGAGCCUGAGCGCGGAAGAGCGGCUCCGGCUGGCCGAGCUCAACGCGCAGUACCGCGCGCGCUUCGGCUUCCCCUUCGUGCUGGCGGCCCGCCUCAGCGACCGCGCGGCCGUGCCGCGAGAGCUAGCGCGCAGGCUGCACUGCCCGCCCGCGCAGGAGCUGCGCACCGCCCUGGCCGAGGUGAAGAAGAUCGGCCACUUGCGUCUCGCGGACCUCCUCGGCGUGGACCCUGCCGGGCCGCAGCGGCCGCGCGAGCCCGGGGCGCCGGACGCUCGUCGGGACGCGCGGGGGCCGCAGCCCGGCGCUGUGCGCCCUGGGCUGGAGGCUGUCGCAAGCUUGGAACGGCGUCCACACACGCGCGUAAAGGAAGGGGAGAAUUGAGGCAAUCAUACGAAUAACGAACCCUUUUGUCCACACACCCACACGCUCACGCUUUGCCAAAAUAUUUGUAUAGUUUCACGCUUUGCCCCCGAUUUAUCCAGCUCACUGCUUCAAUUCUUCACUCCCUUUGCGGCCUGUUGACACCACCAGCCUUUGUGGAU